Molecule: messenger RNA, 2360 nt
Organism: Galeopterus variegatus (Sunda flying lemur)
Lineage: Eukaryota; Metazoa; Chordata; Mammalia; Dermoptera; Cynocephalidae
Gene: TGM1
Product: transglutaminase 1
Exons: 13
Coding region: 1-2184 (727 amino acids)
Biological process (GO): peptide cross-linking
Molecular function (GO): protein-glutamine gamma-glutamyltransferase activity
Source: RefSeq, a predicted model, not a curated record
AUGGACGGUCCUCGUUCAGACAUGGGCCGCUGGGGCGGGAACCCCUUGCAGCCCCCUGCCACACCUUCACCAGAGCCAGAGCCAGAGCCAGACAGACGUUCUCGCAGAGGAGGCUGUUCCUUCUGGGCUCGCUGCUGUGGCUGCUGCUCACGCCGUGGGGCUGAUGAUGACUGGGGGCCUGAACCCUCUGGCUCCAGGGGCCGAGGGUCCAAUCGAAGACCUGACUCCAGGGGCUCAGACUCCCGCCGGCCUGACUCCCGGGGCUCAGACUCCCGCCGGCCCUACGAAUCCUCCGAUCGCAUUACUCUGGAGCUGCUCAUCGGUAACAACCCUGAGGUGGGCAAGGGCACCCACGUGAUCAUCCCAGUGGGCAAGGGGGGAAGUGGGGGCUGGAAGGCCCAGGUGACCAAGGCCAAUGGAAACAAUCUGAACUUGCGGGUCCACACCUCCCCCAAUGCCAUCAUCGGCAAGUUUCAAUUCACGGUCCGCACACACUCCGAGGCUGGAGAGUUCCAGUUGCCCUUUGACCCCCACAACGAGAUCUACAUCCUCUUCAACCCCUGGUGCCCAGAGGACACUGUGUAUGUGGACCAUGAGGACUGGCGGCAGGAGUAUGUGCUUAAUGAGUCUGGCAGAAUUUACUACGGGACCGAAGCACAGAUUGGCGAGAGGACCUGGAACUAUGGCCAGUUUGACCAUGGGGUGCUGGAUGCUUGCCUAUACGUCCUGGACCGGCGGGGGAUGCCGUACGGAGGCCGUGGGGACCCAGUCAGUGUCUCCCGGGUCAUCUCUGCCAUGGUGAACUCCCUGGAUGACAAUGGAGUCCUGAUUGGGAACUGGUCUGGCGAUUACUCCCGAGGCACCAACCCGUCAGCGUGGGUGGGCAGCGUGGAGAUCCUGCUGAGCUACCUACACACUGGCUAUUCUGUCCCCUAUGGCCAGUGCUGGGUCUUUGCUGGUGUGACCACCACAGUGUUGCGCUGCUUGGGUCUGGCCGCCCGCACUGUCACCAACUUCAACUCUGCUCAUGACACAGACACAUCCCUCACCAUGGACAUCUACUUUGAUGAAAACAUGAAGCCACUUGAGCACCUGAACCAUGAUUCUGUUUGGAACUUCCAUGUGUGGAAUGACUGCUGGAUGAAGAGGCCGGACCUGCCCUCGGGCUUUAAUGGGUGGCAGGUUGUGGACUCUACGCCCCAGGAGACGAGCAGUGGUAAGGUAAAUAGUGACAAGGUGUACUGGCAGCGGCAGGACGAUGGCAGCUUCAAGAUUGUGUAUGUGGAGGAGAAGGCCAUUGGCACGCUCAUCGUUACAAAAGCCAUUGGCUCCAACAUGCGGGAGGACAUCACUCACCUCUACAAGCACCCAGAAGGCUCAGAAGCAGAGCGGAAGGCAGUGGAGACGGCAACUGCCCAUGGCAGCAAACCCAAUGUGUAUGCCACCCGGGACUCAGCAGAGGACGUGACAAUGCAGGUGGAGGCACAGGACGCAGUGAUGGGACAGGAUCUGACAGUCUCUGUGGUGUUGACCAAUCGUGGCAGCAGCCGCCGCACUGUGAAGCUGCACCUCUACCUCUCGGUCACCUUCUACACCGGUGUCACUGGGACCAUCUUCAAGGAGACCAAGAAGGAAGUGGUGCUGGCACCAGGGGCCUCGGACCGCGUGGCCAUGCCUGUGGCCUACACAGAAUACCGGCCCCACCUCGUGGACCAGGGGGCCAUGCUGCUCAAUGUCUCAGGCCAUGUUAAGGAGAAUGGGCAGGUGCUGGCCAAGCAGCAUACCUUCCGUCUGCGCACCCCAGACCUCUCCCUCACGUUAUUGGGAGCAGCAGUCGUUGGCCAGGAGUGUGAAGUACAGAUUGUCUUCAAGAACCCCUUGCCUGUCACCCUCACCAACGUCGUCUUCCGGCUCGAGGGCUCCGGCCUGCAGAGACCCAAGAUCCUCAACGUUGGGGACAUCGGGGGCAAUGAGACAGUGACACUGCGCCAGACAUUUGUGCCUGUGCGACCAGGUCCCCGCCAGCUCAUUGCCAGCUUGGACAGCCCACAGCUGUCCCAGGUACACGGUGUCAUCCAGGUGGACGUGGCCCCGGCCUCUGGGAGCAGAGGCGGCUUCUCAGAUACUGGAGGCGACAGUCACUCGGGAGAGACCAUCUCUAUGGCAUCGCGAGGUGGAGCUUAACCCUGUGCCAGGAGCAAUGGGACUGGAUUCAGAUGAGGAAGGACACUGCCCCAUGGUGGGGGCCCACCACAGAGCAGCUCCCCAAGAGCUCAGGUGGGAAGGCCGGGGCACCUCGGGCGGGAGCCAUUCUUCGCUUGCACUGGGCGGCAGAUGCAAAUAAAUUGUUUUUUAAUGAA